Molecule: messenger RNA, 1755 nt
Organism: Culex quinquefasciatus (southern house mosquito)
Lineage: Eukaryota; Metazoa; Arthropoda; Insecta; Diptera; Culicidae
Exons: 2
Coding region: 1-1755 (584 amino acids)
Biological process (GO): DNA integration
Molecular function (GO): nucleic acid binding
Source: RefSeq, a predicted model, not a curated record
AUGAAAGGCAUCACGGUUACGCUUCCGAUCGACCGCAGCGUUCCCCCGGUCAUUCAACCAUUGCGAAGAUGUCCUAUUCCGCUACUGGACAAGGUCAAAUCAAAAAUUGACGAACUCUUGGAGAUGGACAUUAUCGAGAGAGUGACCCGGCCGACCUCGUGGGUUUCUCCGUUAGUUCCGAUCCUCAAAGAGAACGGCGAGCUUCGGCUUUGCAUUGAUAUGCGACGGGCUAACCAGGCAAUCCAGCGGUUGAAUCACCCAUUGCCGGUAUUGGGAUCACAUGUCGCCGACCAGUGGACGGAUGAAACGGAAGUUUACAUUAGGCGUAUUGUUGCAGUAUCGCUGUCGACGUUCGCAGACUGUGACGAUUGCUGCACUUUCGACGUCGAAACGGAGAUAUUUAUCAGGACCAUUCAGGAAAGCGCGGCCAUUGAUAUUGAAGAGGUGAUUCAAGCCACGAUGUCUGAUAACGAGAUGAGGAAACUCAAGGAGUGUGUACAAUCUGGAAAAUGGGACAACGCAGAAAUGAAGCAGUACGCUUUGUUUCGCACCGAAUACACUGUUGCUAACAAUCUCAUCAUGCGAGGAAAUAAAUUGGUGAUUCCAGCAGGCCUACGACAUCGGAUGUGUCAACUUGCUCACGAGGGCCAUCCCGGGGAGAGCAAGAUGAAAACGCGACUUCGCGAUCGUUGUUGGUGGCCGGGAAUUGAUACGGAUGCGGUUCAAACGUGUAAGUCAUGUGAAGGUUGUAGAUUAGUUCAAGUUCCCGAUGCACCUGAGCCGAUGUCGCGCCGCUCGUUACCUGAGAAGGCUUGGGUCGAUGUAGCUUUGGACUUCCUGGGGCCUAUGCCUGGUGGAGAGUACGUGCUCGUGGUUAUCGACUACUAUAGCAGAUAUACAGAACUGGCGGUUAUGAACAAAAUUACGGCAAGGGAAACGAUCAACCAGCUCAAACGAAUGUUUCGCGUAUGGGGUCCGCCCAGAACUAUCACAUUGGAUAAUGCGAAACAAUUCGUUUCGACGGAGCUCCAUGAGUAUUGUCAACUGAACGGGAUUCACCUUAACCACACCACUCCUUACUGGCCACAGGCCAACGGCGAAGUCGAAAGACAAAAUCGAUCGCUAUUGAAGAGAAUGAAGAUCGCCAAUGCGUUGUACGGAGAGUGGAAGAAUGAGCUCGAUCGAUAUCUGGAAAUGUACAACAACACACCUCACUCCGUGACAGGAAAAAGCCCAAAUGAGCUGCUUCAGAACCGGCGUUUGCGCUCAAAAAUGCCUCAUGUUGAUGAUCUGGCGACCACACCACCGAGUACAGAGUUCCGCGACAAAGAUCACGAGAAAAAGAUCAUGGGAAAAGAGAGGGAAGACGCUAAGCGUAUGGCUAAGCCUAGCAACAUCGAGAUCGGCGAUAACGUUUUAAUGAAAAAUCUUCUCCCAGCAAAUAAGCUAUCAACUAACUUCUUGAAGGAGAAGUUUAUGGUGAUUGGCAGAAACGGAUCAAAUGUCACGAUCGAAUCAGUUGAUUCUGGUCGUACCUACGACAGGAACACAUCGCACUUGAAAAAGGUCGUCGAUGCUCCAUCGAACACUGGCAGCGAGCCGGAGUUGAUUGUGGAGGAUGGUGAGGUUUUGCAGCGAGCUGAUGCUGAAAUAAUCGACGAUCGAGCAGAUCCAGAUCAAAAUGAACCACUUCCGGAAGAAGGAUUAUCUAGGCGAUCGAGCCGAACUCGCCAAAUCCCGCAGAGAUACCGUUGA